This is a messenger RNA of Doryrhamphus excisus (bluestripe pipefish), 1581 nucleotides long. Its product is annotated as excitatory amino acid transporter 1-like. Gene Ontology annotation, molecular function: L-glutamate transmembrane transporter activity; glutamate:sodium symporter activity; neutral L-amino acid transmembrane transporter activity. The record is from RefSeq and is a predicted model, not a curated record. NCBI's taxonomy places the organism in Eukaryota, Metazoa, Chordata, Actinopteri, Syngnathiformes, Syngnathidae. Gene Ontology annotation, biological process: L-glutamate import across plasma membrane; L-aspartate import across plasma membrane; D-aspartate import across plasma membrane. Gene Ontology annotation, cellular component: plasma membrane.
AUGCAGCGUUUCAGGGAAGGCAUCCACAUACGGACCAUGAAGGCCAAGAGGAAAGUGGAGGAGAUUUCCAAAGAGGAUGUCCAGACUUUCUUGAAGAAGAACGCCUUUGUACUUUUCACAGUCGGUGCAGUUAUUGCAGGGAUUAUUCUGGGGUUUGCAUUGCGCCCCUACAAGAUGUCAUACCGAGAGGUGAAAUAUUUCUCUUUCCCCGGAGAAUUAUUGAUGAGAAUGCUGCAGAUGCUCGUCCUACCCUUGCUAGUUUCCAGUCUCAUAACAGGAAUGGCUGCUUUGGACAGCAAAGCCUCAGGGAAGAUGGGCAUGAGAGCUGUGAUCUACUACAUGACCACUACCUUCAUCGCUGUCUUCAUUGGCAUCCUCAUUGUCCUCAUCAUCCAUCCAGGAAGAGGAUCCAAAGAUGAGUUUGGAAAGCAGCAGACAAUAGAGCAAGUCAGUCCUGCAGAUGCCUUUUUAGAUCUGAUCAGAAAUAUGUUUCCUCCGAAUUUGGUCCAAGCUUGCACACAACAGUAUAAAACCAAAUAUGGAAAGCGAUCUGUUCAUGUGACGGUGACAGUGAAUGACACACUCUUCAACACCACCAAUGGAACCCAGGAGGUGAUGGAAAUCACCCGAGAAGAAGUGAUUCCAGUGUCCGGUCAGGUGAACGGAUUAAAUGCGCUUGGGCUGGUGGUCUUCUCCAUGUGCUUUGGGCUAAUAAUUGGCAACAUGAAGGAGCAAGGCCAGCUCUUGAGGGAUUUCUUUGACAGCCUCAAUGACGCGAUCAUGCGCCUGGUUGCCAUCAUCAUGUGGUAUGCUCCUAUUGGGAUUUUGUUCCUGAUUGCAGGAAAAAUAGUGGAAAUGGAUGAUCUGACACAGAUGGGGGGGCAGUUGGGCAUGUAUACCAUCACAGUUAUCAUUGGCUUAAUGAUCCACGGCAUUCUAAUUCUUCCCACUCUAUAUUUUGUCAUCACUCGGCAGAACCCUUUUAUUUUCAUUGCUGGGCUUCUGCAAGCUCUGGUCACAGCAUUGGGCACCUCCUCCAGCUCUGCCACCCUUCCUGUCACCUUCAAAUGUCUUGAGGAGAACAACAGAAUUGACAAGCGAAUCACUCGCUUUGUGUUGCCGGUGGGCGCCACCAUCAACAUGGAUGGCACUGCCCUGUAUGAGGCAUUGGCAGCCAUUUUUAUUGCUCAAGUCAACAACAUGGAGAUGAACUUUGGCCAAAUAAUCACAAUCAGUAUUACAGCGACUGCGGCUAGUAUAGGAGCGGCUGGCAUCCCACAAGCCGGCCUGGUUACCAUGGUGAUUGUAUUGACCUCUGUUGGACUUCCUACUGAUGACAUCACUCUAAUCAUUGCGGUUGAUUGGUUCCUGGACCGUCUGCGUACCACCACCAAUGUUUUGGGGGAUUCCAUUGGAGCGGGCAUUGUUGAGUUCCUUUCUCGGCAUGAACUUCGCAGCAAAGAUGUGGAAAUGGGAAACUCUGUGCUGGAGGAGAAAGAGAGGAAGAAGCCUUACAAGCUCAUCUCACAAAAUAGCGAUUUUGAAAAUGACAAGUGUGGUCACAAUGAAUCGAGCAUGUAG